AUGGGAAAAUUACGAGUUCGUCAAGCUGAAUUAAUCGACAUCCCAGAGAUAUGUAGAAUGUUCCAGAAUUUGGAUUUCAAGGAAACUAUAAGAACAAUUGAAAAGAGUAUUUCCUGUACAAGAAAUCAUAUUUCAUAUGUUAUGAUGAGUGGCUUGACUGUUGUAGGAGUGGCUAUUUUAGAUACAUUGAAAAUGGUUUUAUCUUAUUCAGUUUUCGAACCACAUUUCCGAUUUUUCGCAAGAGAUAUCAUGCGAUUGUCUGGAGCCAGUGCCUUGAUUUGGUUGACGGGUUACAGAAAUAAAUGGGUGAUGAAGAAAGCCAAUUCAUUAGCGUCAGUGAUGAUUCCAUUGAUGCCUUUAGAGUCAGCCGUAGACUACGUUAUACCAGAUUUAAAUAAGUCAAGUGAUGUAACGAAUAAAACAAUCUCGUUUAGCGCCUGGUUUUUGCCGAAAAAACUGACCAGUGUACCAAUGUUGUACGUAACAACACGUAUAGUAGUCGUGGGUGCUUCAAAAACUGCAAUGUCCUUUCUGAAUUCUUUAUUAUUUAGUGAUUCCUCGUCAUAUCUCUUAUUCACUAACGUCACUUUGGUCUCACCAAACGGUCUGCCAUACACGAAACAAUCGAAGCCAAUAGCCGAAAUGAUGUUCCCGACACAAAACAAUACGACAGAUAAACAUUUGAAAAGCAUACCUUAUACUUAUUAUGUGAAUGUUGUACAUGGAACUUUGGUGGAUAUUGAAAAGAAUACAAAAUACAUUGUAUUGUCAAAUGGUGAUAGAAUUCAUUACGAUUAUUUAUUUCUGAUGUUCGGAAAACAAUUUCAACACCCAAAUUACUUGGAGCCUUUAUUAGAAAAAGAACGUAAUAUUGCUCUCGGCAAGACACCGACAUACAUAAGAAUGGACAAACUAAGUCAUAAUGCUCUCGAAAAUCAAAUAGAUCCAAAUGUCACACCUGAGAACGUGUUCAUUAUCAAUAACACCGUUGAAGCUAAAAGGGCUUUGAAAUACGUACAGGACUCGACUUGGAACUAUAAGACAGUAGUGUACGGUGCGAAAAUCCAGGCUUAUUGUUGUUUGACUGCGUUAUUGGAGUCAAAAGUACCAGCUGAGAAUAUAGUGUUUGUAGAACCGUUUCCGCCUGAAAAUAAUACGAAAACAAGGGUCCCUAUUUUUUGUAACGUUUAUGUCGAUCGAACCGUACAAGAGGUGUUAGAAAAUCUAGGUAUUGACGUUUACAGUGGGUAUUAUUUUGAUAAUUGGGAAAUUGAUUACGAUGAACUGGUCACUCGUGUGGAUUUCAUAUCACAAUAUAAACGGGUGAGAUUAGAUUGUGCUGCUUUCUUCUAUUAUGGAAAGAGAGGAAUUAAUACUCAAGCGUACAUAGCUAUUAAUAAAAGUGGAAUCGUGUAUGAUAACGGGAUUUUAAUAGAUAAUAAAUUUAGAACGAAAGAUCCCAAUAUCUAUGCCGCCGGCCCGGCUACGGCAUAUUGCAGAAAAUACUAUGCUGAAUCUUACAAACAGAAGUAUUAUGACUCUUAUGAGAUAGGAGAAAAGCUGGGAUUUCAAAUUCAAGACGAGUUAGACCCUUUAUUCACCAAGUCCAGUUCUACUCCAAAAUCAGAUAUUCUUUUAAAGCGGGACUCUGUAAUUGAAACUGCAGCAAGACAAUCGGUUUCGUCACACAAAUCUCUAACUUAUGAAGAAAUAUCAGAAAUGCAACUGCCGGUAUUCAAGAAACCGUUAGUGACAUAUUGCCUUCUGCCCGGCGGUCUGCAGUACUUGGAGGUCCGGGCGCCUGGGAAAAAAAUACCUCAUCAUUACGUUCAGACGAUGCAAUUCAAUGGUUUCGUAAUGGAGACUUUCAAAAGUGGCUAUUUUAAGUUGCAUCUAAAUAAUAAUAUGAUUGUGGACGGCAUAACGUGUCUAAGCAGCAAAUCGUAUUCGAUAGAAAAAUUCAAAAACAUAUUUGGUUUAUCUGCUGUUGUUUUGAAUAAUGUUCAUGUGAGGUUCACUACGAAGAAGAUUGACAAUUUCUACGAAUACUUCAGUUCGCCGUGGGCGUACUUUUUGUAUCAUCAACAGACUGACGAGUUAUUCGCUAUGGUCAAAGAACUCUUGCCGAAGGGCCAAAGUAGCGGUGAAACGGUGAUGGAGGCACUAUAUGGUAUGGGACAGAGAAUUUAUGAUGACCAGGAACGAAAAGCAAUUAACGAUAUCCGCACCGAGUUCACAAAAUCCCAUCACAUUGAAGUGAUCACCGAUUACGUCAUAGAAUGGCUUUCGGAGAAUGAAGUAUUACUACCGAUGUACAUACAAACCUCUGAGGUGGUAGACUAUCGGCACGAUAUAGGCAGGAACCCGGCUUUCAAGAAAAAGAAAAGAUCAAUGAAGAAGCUGCUUUCUGCUGUAUUCUAG
Bombyx mandarina (wild silkworm) is the source of this 2421-nucleotide messenger RNA. RefSeq names its product cilia- and flagella-associated protein 61-like. The record is from RefSeq and is a predicted model, not a curated record. Lineage: Eukaryota; Metazoa; Arthropoda; Insecta; Lepidoptera; Bombycidae.